AAACUAAACACGUGGUAAACGGCUCGUCCACGCUUCUCCAUAGUGACAUUCGAUUCAGACAGCUUCCUCCAGAUCAGCAGAAUGGCAGUUCGUGCAUCAUUUGAAAAGAAUAAUGAAAUUGGAUGCUUUGCCAAGCUUACUAACACAUACUGUUUGGUAGCAAUUGGUGGUUCAGAAAAUUUUUACAGUGUUUUUGAAGGUGAACUGUCAGAAACGAUGCCCGUCAUUCAUGCCUCUAUAGCAGGAUGUCGAAUCAUUGGGAGAAUGUGUGUGGGAAACCGUCACGGUCUCUUGGUGCCCAACAACACGACAGAUCAGGAGUUACAGCACAUCAGAAACUGCCUGCCAGACUCCGUGCGCAUCCAGAGAGUAGAGGAGCGUCUUUCUGCACUGGGAAACGUCAUCGCUUGUAACGACUAUGUUGCUCUCGUUCAUCCAGACCUUGACAGAGAGACAGAAGAGAUUCUAGCAGACACUCUGAAGGUGGAGGUGUUCAGACAGACGGUCGCAGAGCAGGUGCUUGUGGGUAGUUAUUGUGCUUUCAGUAAUCAGGGAGGCCUCGUUCACGCCAAAACAUCCAUAGAAGAUCAGGACGAGCUCUCGUCACUCCUGCAGGUGCCUUUAGUGGCUGGUACAGUGAAUCGUGGCAGUGAAGUGAUCGCCGCCGGGAUGGUGGUGAACGACUGGUGUGCUUUCUGUGGUCUGGACACCACCAGCACUGAGCUCUCAGUCAUCGAGAGCGUCUUCAGACUGAGCGAAACACAGCCCAGCGCCAUCGCUACUACUAUGAGGGACUCGCUCAUCGACAGUCUCACAUAAAGCAGAACGGUUUUGGCAUCUUAAGAAGAGCCUGAACGGAGCUGGAAGUCAACAUUGGUUGGUUUAAAAGCUUGUGGGUUUUUUUCAUGGACGAACGCACUCUUACCUUCACAACACACACACACACACGUCUUCACUGUAAUAUUCAUGUAUGAACUGCUCGUCAUGCUGUCUUUGUGAAAAUGCCAAGACAAAAUAAAGUGUUUUUAUUGAA
Messenger RNA from Danio rerio (zebrafish), 1033 nucleotides. It is a transcript of the gene eif6, whose product is annotated as eukaryotic translation initiation factor 6. Lineage: Eukaryota; Metazoa; Chordata; Actinopteri; Cypriniformes; Danionidae. Gene Ontology annotation, cellular component: nucleolus; cytoplasm. Gene Ontology annotation, biological process: ribosomal large subunit biogenesis; translational initiation; cytosolic ribosome assembly. Gene Ontology annotation, molecular function: ribosome binding; translation initiation factor activity; ribosomal large subunit binding. The record is from RefSeq and is marked provisional.